Penicillium hordei is the source of this 2523-nucleotide messenger RNA. RefSeq names its product mRNA-binding ubiquitin-specific protease UBP3. Gene Ontology annotation, molecular function: cysteine-type endopeptidase activity; cysteine-type deubiquitinase activity. The transcript is spliced from 2 exons. The record is from RefSeq and is a predicted model, not a curated record. Gene Ontology annotation, cellular component: cytosol; nucleus. Gene Ontology annotation, biological process: protein deubiquitination. Lineage: Eukaryota; Fungi; Ascomycota; Eurotiomycetes; Eurotiales; Aspergillaceae. The coding region runs from base 1 to 2523 and encodes 840 amino acids.
AUGAAUCAUCACCUCCCUGCUAUGCCGCAUGGGCAGUUGCCCAUGCCUCCUUCAAGGCGCCAGCAAGACUUCUCUUACAACGCCGCGCCUCCCCACAUGCGAUCACCACAGUACAUGGGAUAUCCUCCUCACAUGAAUGGCCACAUGCCUCAUCAACCAUACUCAUCUCAGCAAUACCCUUACUGGUACCCACCAUAUGGACAUAUCCAGGGCCCCCCACGUCCAUACCAGGCGCCCUAUGCACCGAUGAUUGUAUCCUCUUAUCCUCACUCGCAGCCUGUCAUGGCGCCCACGCAUAUUCCUCAUUCGAUGCCCAUGCAUCAAAGAACCCCGACUCCACUGCAGCCGAUAAUGUCUCCAUCUGUCAUGCAUUCAUCAAUUCAGCCCAUUCAGCCCGAAGUGCAGGAAUACCCUGCUGUUCUACCGCACUCGGCCCAAAGAUAUGCCAUCGCUUCUCCGGCACCGCGAUGGGAGCCACAGUCAAACUUGCCGCCGAAGCCCACUUUUGCCGCACCAAUUCCUUGGCUUUCCGUUCCUGAGCAGCCCUUCCCGGCCAGAAUCCCGCGCAGACGUCGCAAGGGCCGUGUCAUGCAAUCAUCGGUUGAGCUUCCUACCAAAGAUACGCACAUGGUCAUCAAAGGAGAUGAAAACGAAGAGGUUCAGCCAUCGAGUUCAUCCACCCAAGAAUCUUCGGAACCUCAAACCCCAACAACCACCACAUUCCAACAGUCAGAUGCAGACUCCACGCAACCCACCACCCCUUCGUCAGUUGCAAGAUCACAGGCACAGUCGAAAAGCUCAAAGCCUGCUCCGGUUAUUCCAGUGGUGCCCAAUGUCCCAUCUACCCCACGUCGCCAAGCCAAAGAUGGUAGCGUCGCAUCUGGAACUCCUAAAUCAACUGGACCUGCUACUCCUGCCCCAGUGGUAGAAUCUGAUAAAGCUCCUUCCACUGAAACCAAGACAAUCUCGCCCGUAUCAGCUGUACCCAAGUCUUGGGCUGAUUUGGUCCGUUCGAAGGAGUCAGCUAAAGCAGCAAGCGCCGCCGCCGCCGCUCUGGCUGAGCCACACGGAGUGCCUGUUCAGAAAAACAAAUCCCUCGCAGAUGUCUUGAGCAAAUUGGGAGAAGAUGUCACUCAAUACAGCGACAAGAUCGCUUUCCUUGAACCUCGGGGACUGGUCAACACUGGAAACAUGUGCUACAUGAACUCUGUGUUGCAAAUUCUUGUUUCUUGCACCCCGUUCUACCAGUUUCUUGAUCAUCUUGGCCGCCGUGCUGCACACACCUUCCACAGUGAUCUUCCUUUGAUAGAUGCGAUGAUCAUGUUCAUGAAAGAAUUCCGCGUUAUUGAUGCGGCCACUUCCGAAGACCAACUUCGUCUCAGAUUGAAGCCCAAUGAGCUUGAGCAAUAUGGCGAGUCUUUCGUGCCUGAAUUUGUUUAUGAGAUGGUUCGACAGCUUCCACGAUUCAGGGACAUGCGGCGCGGACAUCAGCAGGACGCUCAAGAGUUCUUAGGCUUCCUUCUCGAGGAAAUGCACGAGGAGUGCGCUCGUGCCGAAUCGCACACUGCAGCGAAGGAAAAUGGCGAUUCUUCCGUCGAUGGCUGGUUGGAAGUUGGCCACAAGCAAAAAGCAGCGGUCACCCAACUGUCUGGCUCUCUUGCCGCUGAGUCGCCGGUCACCAGAAUCUUUGGAGGAAAGCUUCGCUCGGAAUUCAAGGUCCCUGGCAACAAGACUUCUGUCACAUUGGAACCCUACCAACCUUUGCAACUCGACAUUGGGUCACAUGACGUUCACAACAUUCUCGAUGCGCUCAAGGGAAUGACAAAGCCGGAAAGCAUCCAGGGUGAUUUCAACUCGUCGCGCGGACCUAACAUCACCGCGACCAAACAAAUCUUCAUCGAGACCUUGCCCCCUGUCCUCAUUCUUCAUCUCAAACGCUUCCAGUACGACAGUGUCACAGGUGCCACUCAGAAGAUCUGGAAAAAGGUUGGAUAUCCCCUAGACCUGGAGCUUCCACGGGAGGUUUUCCCACCUCACCGGCGUAACGCCAUGGCAUCCCAGGGAGGUCCCCCAAAGUAUCGCCUUAUGGGUGUCAUCUACCACCACGGCAAGAACGCCAGCGGCGGUCACUACACAGUCGAUGUUCGGCGACAGGAAGGUUUAGAAUGGAUCCGUAUGGACGACACUUCUAUACGUCGCGUUCGCAGCGAGGAAGUGGCGGAAGCCGGUGGCGAGGAAGACCCCAAGCUUCUCGCUGCCGCUCUUGAACAGCACAAGCACGGAAAGAUCCCGAACGGCAAUAUCUUCGACCAUAUCGAUCAGGAUGACAUGGAUUUGACUGACAGCGACAAAGGCUGGAGCCAGGUCAAUGGCAAUGGUGCCAACGGACAUGCAAGCAAGAAAUCCGUGAACGCAGUCACUCCACCUCCCGCCGCUCCCUCUGGGGUCCGAACUCCCCUGGGCCGCUAUGGUUCUCGUGACAACAAAGUGGCCUAUCUAUUGUUCUACCAGCGAAUGGAUUGA